AUGGAUGAAAUUAAAUUAAGGCGACACAAAGUGAAUUUCAAAAAUUGGACAAGUGGAAAUCAUGACGUUGAUGAGUUUAUUCAAAAAGCACAAUUAAAUGCUAAGGAAUAUUAUCAAGUCAUAGAAUGGAUUGAAUAUGAUAAAUUUGAAGAUGUUGAAUAUUUAGCAAAAGGGGGAUUUGGAACUACUUUUAAAGCAGUUUGGAAAGAUGGUCCUUGGAAGAAUCAUCAAGAUGAAUUGGAAAGAAAAGGUGAAGCAAAAGUCGCUUUAAAGUGCUUACAUAAUUCACAAGAUAUUACAGCAGAUUUUUUAAAAGAAGUUGAAUCAAAUAUUUUAGUAAUUUGUACUAAUUAUAUAGUUCGUUGUUUUGGUAUUACCAAAGAUCCAAAAAUAAAUAAUUUUAUAAUGGUGAUGGAAUUAAAAAAUGGUAGCUUAAGACAACAUUUAAAUAACAACUUUAUUUCACUGGAUUGGAAUCGAAAGUUGCGGAGUUUAUUUUGUAUUGCAGUUGGUCUUGAAGAUAUUCAUAAUAAAGGAUUAAUUCAUCAAGAUUUUCAUUGUGGGAAUAUAUUAAGCAAUUUUGAUCGAGAAUCUUAUAUUACUGAUUUGGGAUUAUGUCAACCGGCAAAUGUCAAAUCCUCUCAAAAUAGUAAUAAAAAAAUAUAUGGGGUAUUACCUUAUGUAGCUCCAGAAGUUUUAAGAGGAAAAGAAUAUACUCAAAAAAGUGAUAUUUAUGGAUUUGGAAUCAUUGCAUAUGAAAUUUGUACAGGUUUCCCUCCUUAUUAUGAUAUAGCUCAUGAUGAAUUCUUAGCAAUGAAAAUUUGUAAUGGGUUGAGGCCAAAGUCUAAUUAUGAAAUUCCUCAAUUAAUUGUUGAUAUAAUUAAUCAAUGUUGGGAUGCAGACCCUUUAAAACGACCUAAUGCAAAUGAAUUACGAGAGUUAAUAUUGGAUUUGCAUAUGGAUAUUGGGGUCAAUAAAGUGAAUUCUGUAAUUUAUGGGCAAGUUAAAGAAGCAGAUGAAGUCAUCUUUAACAGUUCAAUUACCAUUAUCAUCUACUAGUAAUCUCUUAUAUACAACACAUACUCAAGCAA
This is a messenger RNA of Rhizophagus irregularis DAOM 181602=DAOM 197198, 1091 nucleotides long. The record is from RefSeq and is a predicted model, not a curated record. Lineage: Eukaryota; Fungi; Glomeromycota; Glomeromycetes; Glomerales; Glomeraceae.